Punica granatum (pomegranate) is the source of this 1291-nucleotide messenger RNA. The record is from RefSeq and is a predicted model, not a curated record. NCBI's taxonomy places the organism in Eukaryota, Viridiplantae, Streptophyta, Magnoliopsida, Myrtales, Lythraceae.
UCUAUCCAUUUCAUCAUCUGUAUGUAUAGACCAGGUCUUCCCGUACCUCUCGUCGCCUCGUUUCUCCGCCGUCCUGUGAAGAUGAAUGAGCUUUCGAUUGGGCAGUGCAUGAGGAACAAGUCGGCAGCUGCGGUUGAGCUCCUAAUGUUAAUUUCCAGCUCGGUUUAGUAAUUCUCGUACUAGUGAUUCGGCAAUCGCAGCUGGUUCUGUAUGGAAGUCUUCGUUUUGCUUUAGUUAAGCUUGAAGAUCAGCGACCCCCGGAACCCUAAUUUUGAAUCGGUUGCUCUGUCGUGACUCCGUUAAGAGUAUGCAUGAGGAGUGGAGUUCCCUGAGAUAACUCCCCUCAAUGAAUUAUCCGUUUGACUGCCUUCUAAUCUGAAGAGAGUAUGCGAAGUUCCAAUCUUGCUGUUAAAAGGGAAAACUUUUUUGCAAAUUUGCUGGGAUCAUGAUCUCAUUGAUAUGCCUUGGAUUGGUGUCGGAUAGUAUUUUAUAUCACUGCUGCUGUGUUAUCACUUCCUCGGCUACUCGGGGAUGGUUCUAUUCUGCUAUUCAUAUAUCUCUUUUUCUAUACCAUCUUGUUGAGCUGACUCCUUUACAUUAUGUUGGUUAUCUGACAUCUUUUAUGGGUUCUUUUGUGGCACUUUGCUGAUUCGGGAUCCUGCCCGUUAUCUUCACUGCAGUCCUGGUGGGACUUGCUUUUAUGUUUUCAUCGAGCAUCCUCCUGCAGAUCUUGGCAUGUGCAUUGUAUAACAAUUGGUGGCCGAUGUUAUCAGCUCUGAUGUAUGUUCUGGUGCCUAUGCCCUGUCUAUUUUUUGGAGGUGGGUCCACUCAGUUUCUGAUCACCCGAGAUGGUGGAGGUUGGAUCGAUGCUGCUAAGUUCUUGACGGGGGCAUCGGCUGUGGGGAGCAUAGCGAUUCCAAUCAUCCUGAGACACGCUGAUCUAAUCAACACGGGAGCUAUGUUUAUUGAGUUCACAUCUUUCUUCAUCUUUGCAAUGACCGUCCUGUGCUUCCACCGAGCUAGCCUUGACGACGAGUGGUGAUUGACUGACUGCGCCAUUUUCAGUGGACAAAAGAUUCCGGAAAUUAUCAUCCUGUAAAUCUGUUCUAAUUUUAUAAACAAAUCUAGAAAUGUACAAUAGUGUUGUCUUUGGACUAUUUGAGGAGACACAUUCUCUGUUGUGAAAGAGUAGCUGUUUUGGCAAUAUUUCUUUUGUUUCUCAGCAGCGUGUGAGCUAUCGCUUGCUCAUAAACUAUUUUUCUUGGCAAUCGAUAUUCUGUGUUGGGUCCAA